This is a messenger RNA of Homo sapiens (human), 3888 nucleotides long. It is a transcript of the gene SYN2, whose product is annotated as synapsin II. The record is from RefSeq and is marked reviewed. Gene Ontology annotation, biological process: chemical synaptic transmission; synaptic vesicle cycle; neurotransmitter secretion. NCBI's taxonomy places the organism in Eukaryota, Metazoa, Chordata, Mammalia, Primates, Hominidae. Gene Ontology annotation, cellular component: Schaffer collateral - CA1 synapse; postsynaptic density; synapse. Bases 165 to 1601 code for a protein of 478 amino acids. The transcript has 11 exons. Gene Ontology annotation, molecular function: identical protein binding; ATP binding.
AGACCGCCGCUGCUGUCUGCGGGGUCUGGUGCCGGGGCCUGAGUCUCUGCUGGCUAAGCCGCCGCCUCAGCCGCCUCAGUCGCCUCAAUCUCGCCUUCCGCCCUCGCUCUCCCUCCGCGCCACCAGACCCCGUAGCCCCGCGCGCCCCCAGCCCUUUAAGCCAGAUGAUGAACUUCCUGCGGCGCCGGCUGUCGGACAGCAGCUUCAUCGCCAACCUGCCCAACGGCUACAUGACCGACCUGCAGCGGCCCGAGCCCCAGCAGCCGCCGCCGCCGCCGCCCCCCGGUCCGGGCGCCGCCUCGGCCUCGGCGGCGCCCCCGACCGCCUCGCCGGGCCCGGAGCGGAGGCCGCCGCCCGCCUCGGCGCCCGCGCCGCAGCCCGCGCCGACGCCGUCGGUGGGCAGCAGCUUCUUCAGCUCGCUGUCCCAAGCCGUGAAGCAGACGGCCGCCUCGGCUGGCCUGGUGGACGCGCCCGCUCCCGCGCCCGCAGCCGCCAGGAAGGCCAAGGUGCUGCUGGUGGUCGACGAGCCGCACGCCGACUGGGCCAAGUGCUUUCGGGGCAAAAAAGUCCUUGGAGAUUAUGAUAUCAAGGUGGAACAGGCAGAAUUUUCAGAGCUCAACCUGGUGGCCCAUGCAGAUGGCACCUAUGCUGUGGAUAUGCAGGUUCUCCGGAAUGGCACAAAGGUUGUCCGGUCCUUCCGGCCAGACUUCGUGCUCAUCCGGCAGCAUGCAUUUGGCAUGGCGGAGAAUGAGGACUUCCGCCACCUGAUCAUUGGUAUGCAGUAUGCAGGCCUCCCCAGCAUCAACUCACUGGAAUCCAUAUACAACUUCUGUGACAAGCCAUGGGUGUUUGCCCAGCUGGUCGCUAUCUAUAAGACACUGGGAGGAGAAAAGUUCCCUCUCAUUGAACAGACAUACUACCCCAACCACAAAGAGAUGCUGACACUGCCCACGUUCCCUGUGGUGGUGAAGAUUGGCCACGCUCACUCAGGCAUGGGCAAGGUCAAAGUGGAAAACCACUACGACUUCCAGGACAUUGCCAGCGUGGUGGCUCUCACCCAGACCUAUGCCACUGCAGAGCCUUUCAUUGACUCCAAGUAUGACAUCCGGGUCCAGAAGAUUGGCAACAACUACAAGGCUUACAUGAGGACAUCGAUCUCAGGGAACUGGAAGACGAACACUGGCUCUGCGAUGCUGGAGCAGAUUGCCAUGUCAGACAGGUACAAACUGUGGGUGGACACCUGCUCUGAGAUGUUUGGCGGCCUGGACAUCUGUGCUGUCAAAGCUGUACAUGGCAAAGAUGGGAAAGACUACAUUUUUGAGGUCAUGGACUGUAGCAUGCCACUGAUUGGGGAACAUCAGGUGGAGGACAGGCAACUCAUCACCGAACUAGUCAUCAGCAAGAUGAACCAGCUGCUGUCCAGGACUCCUGCCCUGUCUCCUCAGAGACCCCUAACAACCCAGCAGCCACAGAGCGGAACACUUAAGGAUCCGGACUCAAGCAAGACCCCACCUCAGCGGCCACCCCCUCAAGGUUGUUUACAGUAUAUUCUCGACUGUAAUGGCAUUGCAGUAGGGCCAAAACAAGUCCAAGCUUCUUAAAAUGAUUGGUGGUUAAUUUUUCAAAGCAGAAAUUUUAAGCCAAAAACAAACGAAAGGAAAGCGGGGAGGGGAAAACAGACCCUCCCACUGGUGCCGUUGCUGCGUUCUUUCAAUGCUGACUGGACUGUGUUUUUCCUAUGCAGUGUCAGCUCCUCUGUCUGGUUGUUUACCUGUUCCUGUUCGUGCUUGUAAUGCUCACUUAUGUUUUCUCUGUAUAACUUGUGAUUCCAGGGCUGUUUGUCAACAGUAUACAAAAGAAUUGUGCCUCUCCCAAGUCCAGUGUGACUUUAUCUUCUGGGUGGUUUGAUAGUGUUUUUAAAAGUAAUAUAUAAUGUGGGGUGAAAUGGGAGUAGGGGGGUGGACAGGGGAGAAACGAAAACCACAAAAAGAAAACCCAACUCCUCUCCUCCCCCCAAGCUCAGUUAAAUCCCCCACCUCCAACUUUCCCUCCACCAGUGUGCUUGGGAUCUUCAAUGAACUGUGCUUUUCGCUUUCUUUCUGCAUGACUAUUGUAACUAGAUAGAACAUUAAGAGAUUUUCAAGAUCAAACUUCCAUAGCUUCAUCCACUGAAUUUGAAGGCAUCCACCUUUUUCUCCAUUUGCUAAAAUUUGGUGCAGUUUGAGUUUAUGUGAAUAGGCUGGCUGUGCCUGUAGAGCUCUUGUGUUUUUAGUGAUGACAUGAAAUACAAAGAACAAGCUAUUUCCAGGAAUGUGUUCUGUAUUUUACAUCCCAGUGUACCCUUUAUUUUAUUAUUAACUAAUUAACUAUGAGAUUUUUAAAAAAUGGGGCCGCUGAUGUGCAAUAUCAAAGUGAACUUGUGAGUAUUUUGUGUGUGUUGAUCUCAGUUGUUUCUUCAUUGUUGCUGUUUCUGGAUCCAGCCAUGUGUGCGCUUGUGUGGACCUGAGGCUGCUUUCUGUUCCCAAAGCUUGACCUGUGUACAGAGAUAAUUCCUUGGCAAUGUUGGACAUAGAAUGCAGGGAGCUACUGAAGGUCUGUCAGGGAUUUGUCCAUUCUGCUCUUGGCCUCUCCUGAGGCCUCAUAAUGGGAGACCAAAUCAAAAAUGUCCCAUGUCACUUGAGUGGGUACACUGCCUACAGAACCUUGAGGUUGACUCCUGCUUCAGUUCUCAGCUGUUUACCACAGCCCUCCAGGGUCCAAAGAUUGAGGAGCUUUCUCUUUCCUGGGAGGAACUGUCUCAGAUUUAGCUUGUGUGUGUUUUGGACAGAGGCUCCACAGCGGUGGCUCUUGAGGAAUCCUCACCAGUUUGUUCUCUUCCCUCUGACAAGCAGCACCUGAGCAGAUGCUGAGGCAGUUCAUUAAACCAGGCCUCAGCUUCAGUGCCUCAUCUUGCCAUCUCCCGGCCAGGCUGGGAACGGGCACCAAGCAGCCGCCUCUAACAAACACCAUGGUCCGUGGAAGUUCAUGCCAGCAGCUUGCCUUUGAGAAGAAAUGCUGCUGGCUCUAUUUUUACAUUCCCUUCCACCUCUAUACUGUCAUGUCACCGUUCUGAACUCCCAGAUCUGAGAAGGAACUAGUGUUGGUGGUAUGUAACAAGAGUUACGUAUCCAGGGGCUUGUGCCUUGGUUUCUCCUUUGAUUGCUGGUAAAUUCUGAGGCCACAGAGAAAUGCAUUGAGUGUGAAUGUUGUCAUCUGUAAUCCCUCCCUCAGCUGAUAAUGGUAGUUGAUCUGUUGUAAAUAUAUACAUAUAUGCAUAUUUGCACUUCCAGAUGGGUUGCAUAAGAAUCAGGUCCUUAAAUACCUCCCAAUCUGAUGAAACGAUAGAAUAAAGUAACAUUUCCCAGAAUGGAGGAAUACAUUAUUUUAUCGUAUAUUUUUGUCCAAGCGAUGAGCUGACGGUGGUAUUGCUUCUCUGCAUGUUAUCAGUGUGUACAUCUGGUGCUUUUCAUGUGUCAUUUGUGAGCCACAAAUGCAAAGUUGCCAUUUGAAUUCAGUCAGGCUACAGGGUGGUGUCAGUCAAGGUCUUUCAGGUGGGGGAGAAAUUGGUUAGGGCUCCCACUGCCAAAUGCAAGCAGAUAGCAUAACCUGACUGUUAUGUGCCCUCAGGCAGCAUGCUUAGGGACAACUCUGUGGCCUGGGGGACAUCUGUGUCACAGUAUAGGAUUGCCAUUCAGGUGUUUUGUACCUAUUUCUUUCCUGACGUUGUCCCCUUUUUUUGUACUGAUCCAACUGGGAGAACCUCAGCCAAUGCUGGAAGUAUGAUUGAAGUACCUCUCUUUUGUGACUCUUGUACAGCUUAAUGUGCAAUAAAGGAAAAGUUAUAUCUGU